Prunus avium (sweet cherry) is the source of this 635-nucleotide messenger RNA. NCBI's taxonomy places the organism in Eukaryota, Viridiplantae, Streptophyta, Magnoliopsida, Rosales, Rosaceae. The record is from RefSeq and is a predicted model, not a curated record.
ACUUCUAUACCAUUUUAGUGUUGCAGGGUUUUUGAAUGCAGACCCGUCUAGCUUUCCAAAGGGCCCUUCUGGGUCUCUGGUUGUGCUUGUUUGCUGUAAGCUUCUGCUACAGCAAUGCAGAGACUAUUGAGGAAGCUGGAGAACAAGCACUAGACAAAGCUUAUUCAGAGCUGCAAACAGAGGCUGCAGAGCUCAAUGAAGAAGGGAAGUUUGUCUUUAAGAAACAUCCUCCACCUAAGAUUCCCAUUGUAAAGAAGCCAUUUCCACCAAAGCCCUUCUUCAAGAAGCCACUUCCACCACCAGUUCCAAUCUUCAAGAAGCCACUCCCUCCACCUGUUCCAGUCUUCAAGAUUCCACCCUUCAAGAAGCCGGGUCAUCCGCCGAUACCAGUUGUGGAAGGAAAACCAUUUGUAAAGAAGCCAUUUUUUCAUCCCCUUCCAAAAUUCAAGAAGCCAUCUCUACCUCCUGUUCCAAUCUAUAAGAAGCCACUUCCUCCACCAAUUCCCGUAUACAAGAAACCAUUUCCCCAUCCUAUUUUCAAGAAGCCACUUCCUCCACCCAUUCCAACAUUUCCUCCACAUCCUUUCCUUGGGAAGCCACUCCCUCCUCUGGUUCUCCUGAUAUUUAAUUACUAA